UGGUACAGUCCAAGGGCGCGCGACUAUAAUAUUCUUAAUGGUUUAGUGACAGGUGUAGCUUAGAAGAGGAGCAACUGAAAACGGUGAUUGAAAAGUUUCGAAAUUCUAAGCGUUUUGUGAGAAAUAGCUAGGAGAACUUGCAGCAAAGCAGAGCCCAGCAGGACUCGGGCAUCAUGGAGAGUCCCAAGCCUUCUGGUGCCUUUGGGAGCGGAGAACGUCGCCGGAGAAGUGCCUGGCGUCACCUGCUGCUGCUUCUGUGGAAGAGCUUGUUGCUGAGGCGGAGGCACUGGCUCCUCACGCUCUUCGAGGUCAUCCUGCCCGUCGGCCUCUUCUCGGUCAUGCUCUUCAUCAGGCUCAUUCCGGGAUCCAACUUCUCCACGUACCAUUUUAACCAGACCAUCAAAAUCCCAGACGAUGAGCUCAGUCUGCGGCGAAGAGUGUGCUGGAACUACGGGAUAUGGUAUGGGUCCCAGUGCCAUCCCGAUCCCACCAGUGCAGCCACAUUAUUACUAAUAUUUAAUCACCCUCCUGACUUUCAGACCAUCAAAAUCCCAGACGAUGAGCUCAGUCUGCGGCGAAGAGUGUGCUGGAACUACGGGAUAUGGUAUGGGUCCCAGUGCCAUCCCGAUCCCACCAGUGCCGCCACAAUAUACUACGGUCCUGAUACCCCUUUUACACAGAAUAUGGCUAAAUUCAUCGCUCAGGAGAUUGGCAUCCUUGAACAAAACAUACGAGCAACCGGCUCCAACGACGAGAUAGACAAGCUGGUGGAGAUGUCCUACUAUGCGAAAAACUCCUCUCACUCCCCCAACAGCUACAAUGUGGGACUCUUCUUCCAUCUGGAUGAUCGGGAGAGUUCCGACCCUCCUAAGAAGUUGGACUAUGACCUCCGCCUUCCCGGCUGGUGGAGCACAAUGUGGAUAUACGACUUCUUACAACUGCCCGGACCUGGCUUAUCCAACGAAGUUUACUUAAGCGAAGGAUUCACGUUGAUACAGUCCCUGGUGGACCGAAGAUACAUAUCCUUGAUCAGCAAUGACAGCUCGUAUAUUGAUAAAUACAAGAUCGAAACCCAGGAGUAUCCGUAUCCGGCCUACGACUCUGACUUAGGCAUCAGUUUCAUCUACUCGACCGUUCUCCCGUCCUUUUUGGUCAUGGCGUUAGUCCUGCUCUCUCCCUCGCUCAUCAAAAGCGUCGUGCAUGAAAAGGAGACAGGUGUCAGGGAGCUGGUCUGCCUCAUGGGAAUUAACCGCUGGCUAGUGUGGCUGGGAUGGUUCCUCCACUCCGCACUUUUAAACGUGGUGGUAAUAAGCGCACUGACCGUAAUGCUGUCGGUAAGCAUGUACAACGGCGACCUCUACGUACCCCCGAUUCUCGCCCAUACCGACGCUGGUUAUGUGUGGCUACUGCUCUUCCUCUACAGCCUCUCCUCCAUUGCCUUCUGUCUGGCGAUCUCGACUUUCUUCAACAGACCCACACUUGCUAUGACCGUGGGGAUCUUGGUAUGGCUGCUCUCCUACAGUAUCCCCAAUAACCUUAUGUAUUACAAGUAUGACACUCUCGGCCAGGCUCCGAAGGUACUGUCAUGCCUCUUGCCCAACAUGGCUAUCACAUGGGCCUUCAAGGUCAUCCAAAUGUUCGAAGGAAGAGGCAAAGGUGUUGUUUGGAGCUCUAUAUGGGAACCUGGUAAUCCUCGCGACCAGCUGAAUCCUGCCAUCAUACUGAUCAUGUUGGCCUUCGACACCUUCCUCUAUCUUUUAAUCACCUGGUAUAUCGAUCAGGUCAAUCCAGGAACUUAUGGCGUCCCCCAACCUUGGUAUUUCCCAUUUCAGAAGACCUACUGGUGUGGAUCAAGGCUAACAAAUCACAGUGGAUCCUCUGAAGGGCCAGUGUUAGGCGAGAACCAGCAAUACUUCGAGAAGGAACCUGCUGGCCUCAAACCCGGGAUUAUCAUUAGGAACCUGAGGAAAGAAUUCAAAGAGCUUGGAAGGAAGACAAAGGUGGCUGUUGAAAAUGUGUCUCUAACAUGCUUUGAAGGUCAGUGCACGGUGCUGCUUGGUCACAACGGUGCUGGGAAGACGACUACUAUGUCAGUGCUCACAGGUGUAUAUGCUGCUACCAGUGGCUACGCCGAGGUCAAUGGCUGGAAUAUUGCUACUAACCUGAGUGAAGCUCGAGAGGAGCUAGGUCUUUGUCCUCAACACAACAUGCUCUUUGUCGACCUGACUGUCUUACAGCACCUUCUCUUCUUUGGACGGCUUAAAGGCCUGACCAGCAAAGCAGCUAAAGCGGAAGCACUCGAAAUCCUGACGCGGCUGGAACUACUGGACAAGCAGCAUAUGUUCGGCAGUCAGCUCUCUGGGGGUAUGAAGAGGAAGCUCAGUCUAGCCAUAUCCCUCAUGGGUAGUACGAAGGUGGUGAUCCUGGACGAGCCGAGCAGUGGGCUGGAUCCAGAGUCUCGCCGUUGGGUCUGGGACGUGGUUCAGGGUGAGCGCGGACGUCGGACUUUCCUCAUCACGACGCACCACAUGGAGGAGGCGGACGUGCUCGGGGACCGUGUGGCGAUUAUGGCUUCGGGGCGGGUCGUGUGCGCAGGCUCUACACUCUUCCUCAAAAAGAAAUUUGGUGAUGGCUAUACCCUGACUAUAAUGGUAAAUAAUGAAACUGUGGUAGAAGCUGUCAAGAGAAAAGUGGAGGAACACUUGCCUUCCGCCACCCUGGCAAACGUCCACAGUGGAGAACUGACCUUUAAACUCCCGCCGGACACCGAGAAGUUUGCUGCCAUGCUGGACGCCCUCUCGGCCCAAAAGGAAACGCUGGGCCUCAGACACAUUAGCCUCUCCCUCACCAACAUGGAGAGGGUUUUCCUCAGAGUUGGUGAAAUGUUGGACAAUGGCAGUGGCACUACUGGAAGUUCCGUGGAUGGUGGCACUAACGGCUUAACCAUGGCAGAAGUGAGUGAGCACACGAAUGAAAGAGACCGCAGUCCCAUGGAAUCUGCCACUGAUCUUGAGUCUGCCUACGCUAGUAGCACUCACCAGCUUUACCGGGCCGAUGAAAAUAAUAGGCGUGUCAAAGGAAAAAUGUUGGCAUUUCAUAGGCUUAAAGCUUUCCUAAUCAAACGGCUCAUCUACUCUAAGAGGAAGUGGGUUCUUCUGAUUACACAGAGUCUGAUUCCUGUGCUGGUGAGCAUCAUUUGCCUCGUUGUGGACAAGAACAUUCAAACCCUGUCGAGCAGUGAGCCCCCACUCCAGCUGGACCUUGACCUCAUCUCCCCGUCGACCUCCUUCGUCCACGCUGGCGAGAAUCAGCAGCCUUUAAUGGACCAUUAUGUGUCACUAUUUUCUUCUCCACAUAAGGUGUUCAACACUACCAACAUGACAACAAGCCUUCUUGAAGCUGCCAACGAGAAUAUUCUUUACUACCGGGAAAACAACAUAUGCUCUGCCGAAUUCCUGGACCUCCCUUACCACCCCAAAGACUACACUCUGCUGAAUAUGCUCUACCAGUCAGUCCCGCACCAUGUUCUGGGGAUAAGUACCUUACUGGUGGACAACGCCCUGUUACGUCUGGCGACCAACUCAACAGAUCACGACAUCACCACGACAAAUCGCCCGCUGCCGAAAGACACAACUUGGCAGUUCCGGACAGAUUAUUCCACGAGCGCCCUGGUAUACUCCAGCGUGAUGCCUCUUGCUCUCUGUUUCCUCUCUGCCUCAUUCCUAGUCUUCCCCUUGCAGGAAAGGGAGACCAAGGCCAAGCAGGUCCAGAUCAUGACUGGCGCCCCUGUGUGGGCUCUCUGGGCCUCGUCCUUUGUGUGGGACUUCUUGGCGUACAUGGUAACAGCACUCCUGAUCUUCAUAUUCUUUGUGGCCAUCAAUCCGAGCAACUUCUUCCUGGCUCCCCAGGCCGCUGGAGUACUCUUCUUUUUGCUGAUGAUGUACGGGUGGGGCAGCAUCCCUCUCUCCUACGUCUUUAGCUUCCUCUUCAAGACAGCAGCUUCAGGUUUUGCUAUUCUCACCCUAAUCAACAUUGUGGCAGGUCAGAUGUUGAGCCUGGUGGUCUACGUCCUGAGCAUGACAGGAGUGUCUGGAGCUGAAACCGCGGGGGAUGUUCUUCACUGGAUUAGCUCCAUCAUCCCAACCUAUCCCGUAUCUGUAGCUUUUCGACACUUGGUGCAAACAAGCGUGAAGAACUCCUUCUGUGACACAUUUGACGCGAACAUAACAGCUCAGCUGUGUACAAUCCUCGCCAUUACUGAUAGUAAAAACGAUUUUGUCCAAUGCUGUCCGGGCGUGUGCGGCAGGAACAACACCACCCCUUGCUUCGAGUGGCAGUCCUAUUUCCGCUUCACAGAGAAUGGCAUGGGGCCUGAUCUCCUCACCCUCUUCGUCGACGGCCUCAUCUUCUUCUGCGUCAUCGCUCUCAUCGAGGCUGGCAUUGGACGUGUCUUGCUGCGCUGUUGGCGCGAGUGUUCGGGGAAGGCUGGGAUAUUCCGGCGUGCCAGGAUACACCAGCAAGAGAGGCAUCAGGAUGAGGAUGUGUUGGCGGAGGAAGAGCUGGUAAAAAGGAUGGUGGCUCGCGCACCGGGGGAUGCAGUCUCGGUGGAUGCAGCGAUGCUGGUUUCUGAUCUAUCAAAACACUUCUUCGGCUCGCUGAUUCCCGCCGUCAACAAGGUGAGCUUUACCCUUGGGCGUGGAGAGUGCCUGGGUCUGCUUGGCGUCAAUGGGGCCGGCAAGACCACCACCUUCAGGAUGCUGACGGGCGAUGAAGAACCCUCAGGUGGGAAUGCCUUCAUAGACCGCAUCUCACUGAUGCACCAGAGGAACAAGUUUGUGCAGAAUGUUGGCUAUUGUCCUCAGUUCGAUGCUAUUAUGGGUGAACUAACAGGCAAAGAGAUGCUAUGGUUAAUGGGAAGACUCCGUGGUGUAAAAGACAUUACUCUACGGAGAGAAGUGGAAGAGCUGGUAGCACUGGUGGAUCUGACGGAGUGUGCAUCCCGGCCGUCCUCGACGUACUCAGGCGGAAAUCGGAGGAAGUUGUCUACUGCCAUGGCGUUGGUUGGGGCGCCAUCCCUGAUUUUCCUUGACGAACCCACAACUGGUGUGGACCCAGCGUCUCGCCGUCGGGUGUGGACGGCCGUGAGUCGCGCAGUUAACAACGGACAGAGCGUGGUCCUCACUAGCCACUCGAUGGAGGAAUGUGAAGCUCUGUGCUCCCGCAUAAUCAUGAUGUCCAAAGGAGCUGUGCGCUGCGUGGGCACCACAGGGCAUCUGAAAGCGAAGUUUGGCCAGGGUUAUAGCCUCCAGAUCAAACUAAAGACCCAUGAUCUUAGUCAGGCAGGUGACGAUGAGAAUGAGCGGAUUUAUCAGUCCAAAUUAUCGGAACUAAAAUAUAUUGUAAGUUCCUACUUCCCAGGUGCAACGGUGUCAGACGAACACAAGGGAAUGAUUGCUUACUUAAUUCCGAAGAAUAUAUCGUGGGCGUUGUUAUUCUCGGUCAUGGAAGACCUGAAGGCAGGACGAACGCCCGGGUCCGAACAUCAAAGUCAACCACAGUCGACAGAUAUUGAGAGUAUGCCACCGUUCGUCGAAGACUAUGCUGCCUCAGACACCUCUUUGGAACAGGUGUUCCUCUCCUUUGCCAGAGAAGCUAAUCCUGGUGAGGCAGGAGCUGUGGUAAAUCUCCAAACCCACACAGGGAACCUCUCUGAACAAUCGAGCAAUAAUCUAAGUCAAGGUGUGGCAGGAGGGAGUGACCUACUGCCGACGCCAGGUAAUGUCAGCAGCCCAUCUCAGACUUUUCAAGAAUUUUCCUCUUCCAGUAUCACAAACGAACAGCAGGUUCCAAUGGCUACAGUUAAUAAUUCCGAGGAUUUAAUGACAGAACUCUAGUCAAUGUAAGGUAGACUGUAUACCGUAUGAAUAUUAAAUGUCUGACUUCAGGAUUGCAUAUAAGGGUAAAAUAAAAAAGGAGGCCACAAUCCCACUCAGCAGCGCCAUAAACAAAUAUGUUAUCGUACUGCAUGUCAUUAAUUGAAUUCUAAAAAUGCGAAUACAAACAUAUUUUAAAUGUCUGGCUUCAGGAUAUUAAAAUAAAAAAGGAGGCCACUUCCCCUUUCAUCAGAGCCAUAGACAAACAUCUUAUCGUACCACAUGUCAUCACUUAGAUUUAAAAAAAUGCGAAUACAACUAUUUUAAAUGUCAAAUCGGAAAUCACAUUCCCUUUCAUCAGCGCCAUAGACAAACAUGUUGUUGUACCGCAUGUCAUCACUUGAAUGCGAAUACACUUCCCAGAGAUUUGUUGAAUCUCUUUGUUUUCGCCGUUUUUUGUACAUCCCUAAUUCGACCACUGGACCAAAUUGAUUGGCACCUUCCUUCCAUAGAUCAUGUCAUCAAGUACCCAUUCUAUGUUGGUUUUAAUUAAAAGUAUUAAAACAGUGCUUGAAUUAAAGAUUGCAUGUCACUUACAUCUGUUGGCAUUUAUAUGAAUAUUUCGAGUCUAGCAUGGAGAAAAAUAGUUUGAAAUGAACCGAAGCAUAGAUCCUCAUUGAACAUAAAAAUUGGAAGAUGUCCGCGCAAAAAAGUGGAAAUGUAAAGCUUUUCGCUCUCUUCUUAACAGAGUUUGACAACAAGAGUCAAGUUUUAUGUAGCAAUUGUCAAGAGAAGCCCCAAUUACUGUAUCAUUAUCAAUUAUUGAUUACGCUCCAGGCCUACCUGCCAUAAAAUAAAAUCACAGGAGGGUCGUGACUUCUAUUGUGUAUUGCUGAUCCUCUUAAUUGCCAAAUAAAUUUUCUUCAUUUACAUUUUAUCAGCUACAAAUUAACAUACUCUAGUUGUCAAUUUCUUGGAUUAUGAAUCCAGUAGAUUUUCUGGUGUGUCAUAAUUCAAAAUUUUUCUUCACAAUUUAUUUGUCUUUUACUUUUUAUUGACAAGUUUUUCUAUCUUUAUUAAAUAUGAAAUUAUAUAUUAAUGACUCAAGUAUUGUGUGAAUAACUAUAUGUAAAUUUAGUUAAUAUAAUUUUAAAUAAAGUAUAAUCAUUUUU
Penaeus indicus is the source of this 7045-nucleotide messenger RNA. Its product is annotated as phospholipid-transporting ATPase ABCA1-like. NCBI's taxonomy places the organism in Eukaryota, Metazoa, Arthropoda, Malacostraca, Decapoda, Penaeidae. Gene Ontology annotation, molecular function: ABC-type transporter activity; lipid carrier activity; ATP hydrolysis activity. The transcript is spliced from 32 exons. Gene Ontology annotation, biological process: lipid transport; transmembrane transport. Gene Ontology annotation, cellular component: membrane; intracellular membrane-bounded organelle. Bases 174 to 5894 code for a protein of 1906 amino acids. The record is from RefSeq and is a predicted model, not a curated record.